Messenger RNA from Impatiens glandulifera, 2157 nucleotides. Its product is annotated as calcium-dependent protein kinase 10-like. The coding region runs from base 203 to 1909 and encodes 568 amino acids. Lineage: Eukaryota; Viridiplantae; Streptophyta; Magnoliopsida; Ericales; Balsaminaceae. Gene Ontology annotation, cellular component: nucleus; cytoplasm. The record is from RefSeq and is a predicted model, not a curated record. Gene Ontology annotation, molecular function: calcium ion binding; ATP binding; calcium/calmodulin-dependent protein kinase activity. The transcript has 5 exons. Gene Ontology annotation, biological process: peptidyl-serine phosphorylation; protein autophosphorylation; intracellular signal transduction.
UCUAUAUUGAAGGAACCAACCAAAUCUGUAUUCUCAACUGAACCCGCGUUGUUUUUCUUCUCUAUAUCUCUCUAAAGUCAGUAGCUUUGCCGUGCGAUGCUGACCUACUCCACCUCCGACAUCACCAACUUCACAAGAACAACCGCUACCAAUUACAACAACCUCACCGUCGCCAGCGACUGACCAAAAUUACCCAAAUUCCAUGGGGAAUUGCAACGCAUGUGCGAAACCAGUAGCCAUAGAAGAUUCAGACCCACAUCAACAACAACACCAGAAAACAGAACCCAAAAAGAGUCCACGAGGUCGCAGGGGAAACCCAUAUGCCGAAUCACCGGCGCCGGUUCGUGUUCUCAAGGAUUUCAUCCAUCAUCAGACCCGAAUUAGUGAUAAAUAUGUUCUUGGCCGCGAAUUGGGUCGGGGAGAAUUUGGGAUCACAUACCUAUGCACUGACAGAGAGACUCGAGAAGCUUUAGCAUGUAAAUCAAUAUCAAAGAAGAAGCUUAGAACAGCGGUGGACAUAGAAGAUGUCCGGCGAGAGGUUCAAAUAAUGUCUAGUUUGCCUGAUCAUCCGAAUAUUGUCCGACUUAGGGCUACAUAUGAGGAUAAUGAGGCAGUUCAUUUGGUUAUGGAACUUUGUGAGGGAGGAGAGUUGUUUGAUCGAAUCGUUGCUAGAGGUCAUUACAGUGAGAGAGCGGCUGCCGGAGUUGCUAAGACGGCGGCGGAGGUUGUGAGGAUGUGUCAUGCGAAUGGGGUCAUUCAUAGGGAUUUAAAGCCUGAGAAUUUCUUGUUUGCUAAUAAGAAGGAGAAUGCUCCUCUUAAGGCUAUCGAUUUUGGGCUAUCGGUAUUCUUCAAACCUGGGGAGAAAUUCUCUGAAAUUGUGGGAAGUCCUUAUUACAUGGCUCCAGAGGUUUUGAAGAGAAAUUACGGACAAGAAGUUGAUAUAUGGAGUGCUGGUGUGAUUCUCUACAUUCUUUUGUGUGGCGUUCCUCCAUUUUGGGCAGAAACUGAGCAAGGGGUUGCCUUAGCUAUUCUACGAGGUGUUCUUGAUUUCAAACGUGAGCCAUGGCCUCAGAUCUCUGAAAAUGCCAAGACCCUUGUCAGGCAAAUGUUAGAGCCCGAUCCCAAAAAGCGUUUAACUGCUCAGCAGGUUCUUGGUAAGUAUAUUUAUAAAAGCUUUGGAUUAAUUCAAACAAGAUUUCAUUUGUGGGUUUUAUUUUCAGAACAUCCAUGGAUACAGAAUUCGAAGAAAGCCUCGAAUGUUCCUUUGGGCGACGUUGUGAGGACAAGACUGAAGCAGUUCUCAGUAAUGAACAGAUUCAAGAAGAAGGCUUUAAGGGUAAUUGCAGAACAUCUGUCUGUUGAAGAAGUAGAGAUAAUGAGAGAUAUGUUUUCAUUAAUGGAUACUGAUAAUGAUGGGAAAGUAACAUUUGAAGAGCUGAGAACUGGUCUUAAGAAGGUUGGUUCUAAGCUGGCUGAACCUGAGAUUAAAUUACUCAUGGAUGUGGCUGAUGUAGAUGGGAAUGGAGUACUGGAUUAUGGGGAGUUUGUUGCAGUUACUAUGCAUUUGCAGAGAAUGGAGAAUGAUGCGCAUAUUCGAAGGGCUUUUGUUUUCUUUGACAAAAAUGGAAGUGGAUUCAUCGAGCUUGAUGAAUUAAGCGAAGCUUUGGCUGAUGAAUCAGGUGAAACAGACGGUGAUGUGCUAAACGAUAUCAUGAGGGAGGUUGACACGGAUAAGGACGGGCAAAUAAGUUACGACGAGUUUGUGGCAAUGAUGAAGUCAGGGACUGACUGGAGAAAGGCAUCUAGGCAAUAUUCUAGGGAAAGAUUCAAGAGUUUGAGCGUCAAUCUGAUGAAGGAUGGUUCGCUCCAUCUUCAAGACGGACUCACAGGCAAAAGUGUUGUAGUUUGAGGGUUCGACGCCCAUUUUUUUUUUCUUUUUCGUGGUCUGUCAUUGUCUCAUCAUCAUAGUUAUUGUUUAUUUAUUUUUUAUGUUGGUUUUGGUUUUGGAAAAGCAGCAGCUACUGAUAUAUAAUUUAUCUGUUGCCUUUCCUAAAUUGUGUUUAUGUUGAGAAGAUGGAAAAGGUAAAUUGUGAAUCUUGAUUAACUUGACUUUUGUAAAUUUAUCAUGUUAUAUGAAAGCUUUGGUGUUACUAGCUA